Paramecium sonneborni is the source of this 964-nucleotide messenger RNA. Lineage: Eukaryota; Ciliophora; Oligohymenophorea; Peniculida; Parameciidae. The record is from the annotation of a GenBank genome assembly.
AUGAUAAUUUCUAAUGUAUAGAAGCCAUCAUAACCAUCUUAGUAGAAAAAAAUAACUAAAUUUGUCAAAGAUUUAAUUAGCAAUGAAAACUAGUUCUAAUAAUAAAAUAUUUAAUAGAAAGAUAAAGAGAAUGGAUUUAUUAUUAAAAAUGAAUCACCUUCACAAGAGACAAUAUAAAAAGAAACACCUAUUCAGGUUAUAAAAUAAUAGAAUUAAACAUCAGGUUAAACAAUAUUUUCAAGAAAACCCAUAAUAAGUAUACUUGAAGGAAUCGAAACAGUUUAAUCUACAAAUCGAAAGAGUUUGAGAUCUAGAUAAUCAGCAAAUAAUAGUGAAAGAAAUAGUAUUUUUGGAUAAACUCCAGAUUAAAAACCUCUCAAUCAACCUAAAAGACAUUCUAUCUCAAGUUUUUAGACAAAUGGAAAUUUACAUACUUUUUAGAAUGGUAAGAUUCCAAAGCCAUCUAAAGACUAUUAUGUAUAUAGAUUUUCUUUAAUUUUAGAAAUGUAAUUCUUUUGCUAAAAUCUUUUACAGUCAUAAAAUUGGAUUGUCCAGAAUUUUUAUGCUUUCAUAAAUUUAUUUUCGACAAAUUCUUUGUUUUGAAAUUUGUGGAGCAUUAUUUCUUUUUAUAGAGCCAUUACAAUCCUAUUAUAUCAUUGGAUCUUCAUGUGGAGGAUACUUGAUAUUCAAAAUAUAUGAUUAUUAUGUAGUAAAGUCAUUAUGUAAAAAUGGAAGUGGUUUUCUUCUUAAAUUAAUUAACUAUGUAAUUUGGACUUGUGCAUUAUCAAUAUUAAUAUUAGGAAUCCUAUUCUACUAACCUAAUAAUUUAAUAUGUUUGCAGUAUUAUAUACCUGCAUUGAUUUUGGAAUUAUUUAUUGUUGAUCCAAUAAAAUAUGUAAUCAUAAAAAAUUGCUUAGCAGAACCUAGAAUUAAUAUAAAUAAAAAACAAUAGAAUAUUAAAUGA